This is a messenger RNA of Oryctolagus cuniculus (rabbit), 2936 nucleotides long. It is a transcript of the gene BMF, whose product is annotated as Bcl2 modifying factor. The record is from RefSeq and is a predicted model, not a curated record. Gene Ontology annotation, biological process: apoptotic process; positive regulation of apoptotic process; negative regulation of autophagy. Gene Ontology annotation, cellular component: myosin complex. Lineage: Eukaryota; Metazoa; Chordata; Mammalia; Lagomorpha; Leporidae.
GCGCCGGGAGGCGGGGCCUCAUCAGCUGUUUGCGGGAUGCCCUGAGCGGGCGUAUUUUGGAAACAAUACCGCACCGUGCGGAGUGGCCUCCUCCCGCGCCCGCUGCCGCCGCCGCCCCUGCCCGCGCCUCCCGCUUCCCGCCGCAGCCCGCUGGGCUGUUUCCCUCCUUCUCAAUCGAGUCCGGGCGCCGAGCCCCCGAGCGCUCGUCACGCUGGACCCUGGCGCAGAGCCCUGGCAUCACGACUCGGAGGCUGAGACCCUCUCCUGGAGUCACCCAGGGGACAUGGAGCCACCUCAGUGUGUGGAGGAGCUGGAGGAUGACGUGUUCCAGCCAGAGGACGGGGAGCCGGGGACCCAGCCCCAAAGCUUGCUCUCUGCUGACCCGUUUGCCCAGAGCCAGCUGGACUGCCCCCUGGGGCGGCUGCACCUCUUCCCUCUCACCCACUGCUGUGGUCCUGGGCUGCGACCCACCAGCCAGGAAGACAAGGCCACCCAGACCCUCAGCCCCGCCUCCCCGAGCCAAGGGGUCAUGCUGCCUUGUGGGGUGACCGAGGAACCCCAGCGACUCUUUUAUGGCAAUGCUGGCUACCGGCUCCCUCUCCCUGCCAGUUUCCCUGCAAACUUCGCGCUGGGGGAGCAGCCCCCUGAAGGGCAGUGGCAGCAUCGAGCAGAGGUCCAGAUUGCUCGGAAGCUUCAGUGCAUUGCUGACCAGUUCCACCGGCUUCAUUUACAGCAACACCAGCAGAACCGAAAUCGCGUGUGGUGGCAGAUCCUCCUCUUCCUGCACAACCUGGCUCUGAAUGGUGACGAGAACAGGGAUGGGGCAGGUCCUAGGUGAGGCUGGGCCGCCGCCCCCUGCGCAUGAGCACCAGGAACACCGGCUGGAACAGAGCCAGGACUGACGCUGUGUCUUGUGAACUUGGCUUUGGUGGUUGUUGUAUUUGUUUGUUUUUGUUUUUACAUUUCUCUCUGUACAUACGACAUUCCCCAGGGGAACCUUCUUGCCUUGUUCAGGAGCAAGGGCCUUUGUCAAACACUGUUCAAGGAUAGGCUGUGCGUCUACGAUGCUGGCAACUCCCAGGGGCCCUGACGGCAGAUGUCAAAUCUGCCCCCUUGGUGAUGUCCAGGGAGUUGACUGUAAUUUCUCCACAGGCGCUUGGUUGAAAAUAGGACACUGGGUUGUCUCCCAGUGCCACCUAACUAACCUGCCAGCCCUCCACUGCGGAUGGGACCUUCAUCCUGAGAGUCACCUGCUUCCACUCCCCAGGGCAUGGCCAGGGGCCUCUAGGCUGAGGCAGGUCACUAGGCUGGCCAGACGGCCAUGGUCUCCCCCGCCACCCAGCCGCUGCCAGCCCCCAGGGCUCAGGGAUCCUUGCCCAAGCCCCUGUUGCCUCCAGCAGACCUCAGGGAGGGAUGGGUUCCUCCAGGGACCCUUUGACUGUGCCAUGACAUGAACCCAACUUCCGGGAAGGCCUCAAAUCUGACUUGGUCCCAUGUCGAGGGCCCAGGAUCGGUCCUGGGGUGCCGGACUGCUGCCACCUGCGGCUGCCUGGGACUGGCAGGUGCCAAUCGUGGAGGAGCUGAGUAGCCCAUCACCGUGCUGCAGCCAGCAGCUCGUGCCUGUGUCAGGUCUUCUUUCAACAGAUCCAGCCCUGGGACUGCAGUCCACCCCAUCAUGAGCACUGUUGAGCAUCGAGGGGCUGCCCUGCCCCAGGGCCAGGGAAUUUGGUGGCCAUCCCGCCAGCUCCAGAGGCCCUCCGGCCCCUUGGUUUCCUUGGAAACAACAUACCUCCUCCUCCUUGUCCCCUUCCUUUUUCACACCUAGUGGGACACAGGAAGAAGCCAGGCCAGUGGCUUUGUCAGCUGGACAGCGACUUUCAGAGCGAUAGACAAUGGCUAGAAGUGCGGAACCGGCAAUGCUGGGCACACAUUUCCCGCAGCCUUGAGCUUCCAGCUGGGCCAGAGCGGCAUGCUCUGGACUGCAGCAGGCACGGGGCUGCCUCUGGACUUCUCCCCUUCCCUCCUUGCCGUGGCACUAACGGAGAGACUUAAAAGCAGCCGGGCUGGAAGCUCCGAGAGCAGCCACAGGGAGUCUGUUAACCAGACAUCUAGAAAUUAACGAUAGUUUUUGCCUGUGUAAGAAAAGACAACAUUGGUGCUAAAGGAGAAGCAAGGCCCAAACCUGGGCAGAGACGACCCCAGGGCUACUCAAGGAGACUGGAGGAAGACUCUCACAUCUGAGCAGGCUCGGGCUCCUGGAGGUCUUCGGCUGGUCUCCGGGACGUACAGCUGGGCAGGUUGCCCAGUGGACGAGGGCGGCUGCAGGGAACUGUGGAGGCUGCGUCCGCCCGCCCCGCCCGGGGAAGGGGCGCCUUUCCUGAUUUGCACAGAGGUACCGCGUGCUCUCCCAGUGGCCCGAGGACAAGGACCUCCUGCCGUGCCUGUAAGCCUUCGGUUCAUCCUCCCAGAUGUUCUAGACGUAUUACCUCUUCUUGGCCAGAAUUCUAUUCUCAGGGUGUGUAGCAUGGCUUGUCUGGUGAGAAGACAGCUUCCUGCUCGCAAGGAGAAGGCGGCCAGGGGACGGGCAUGGAGGCCAGCUCCAGGACACGCUGACUGCUGUGAAAACCUGGCUUUCCUUGUGUGUUGCCAUGCCAUGUCGUGAUGUGUGUGGGACCCACGUUGGUUGUUUCCCCUCUCCUGGAUGGAGGCUGUGACAGGCAGGAGGCUUUGUGUGCUUGAGUGCUGUCCACACAGACCAGGAUUGUCCAUACCGGCUGCCUGUCACCCGUCCCGGGCAGCUUUCCACCCAAGCUGAGCAGGAGAGAAGAUGGCCUAGCCCCUGGUGUCAACUUCAGAGAGCUGGCCAGGCCCAGGCUGCUCGCCCACCAGACCAUCCCGCCUGAUCCCAGUGGAAGGGGCCUCGCCACGCUGUUGCC